This is a messenger RNA of Fulvia fulva, 3984 nucleotides long. Its product is annotated as RNA-dependent RNA polymerase 2. Bases 1 to 3984 code for a protein of 1327 amino acids. Gene Ontology annotation, cellular component: nuclear RNA-directed RNA polymerase complex. The record is from RefSeq and is a predicted model, not a curated record. Gene Ontology annotation, molecular function: RNA-directed RNA polymerase activity. Gene Ontology annotation, biological process: siRNA processing. The transcript has a single exon. Lineage: Eukaryota; Fungi; Ascomycota; Dothideomycetes; Mycosphaerellales; Mycosphaerellaceae.
AUGGCGAGGAAGCGCAAGUCAACUGAGAUGGAGCCUCCGGCGUCCGGUAUCCCCAAUGCGAAUCCUCGUCACUUGAAGGAGGACCUCAGUAAUCUUUGCCGCAGGGCGGCGAUAGACAUUCCUCACAAUGAGGCAUCUUCUCCAGCAAAGUCUUCUGAGGAUCUGGGAACUUAUGUGUUCAAACAGUAUCACUUGCUAUGGUGGAAGGACCAAGCUGCGCUGGAGUCUGCUAUCACCACAUUCUUCCGGACCUUUCCUGUGCUUCAGGUCUCGACACGACAGACAAGACUGCAGCUUCUACGCGAUACCCUCCAAGGUCCAGUGGAUGCCACGAAGAGGAUGUGUGCGACUCCUCGCAAGGUCCUGAAGACCACGAAUGUCCCAGACCCUACACAACCCUACAGUGCACCAUCUUCGCCCACGCCAGCUACAAGGUCCAUAAAACAACACUUCGCCAUCACUAAGUCAGCCAAGAAGACGGACGACAAGUCAGCUUCCAGUCCAAUUAAGCCACCUCCCCCAAUCGUCAACCCAGUGACGUCUUUCGCCUCCACAGCUGCCAACACUUCCUUCGCCAAAAGCUCGUUCUGGUCCAAUGCAGGCUCGUCAGGAACUCCAGACACAGCAACAACUUCUUUCGCUAGCGACUAUGAACCGACAAAACGAGGACGAGAGUCCAACUAUCUUUCCUCGAUGUGCUCAACUGAUGCUGCAGAGCUGAUGGCCAUGGCGCAGAGGGCUGAAUCGCCGCAGAACUCCAGCAGCACCGUCCGAGGUGCGAGAACAGUCGUCGAUCUUACUUCUGAUACACCCCGCUCGCCUCGUGAGUCGCAAUCGACUUGGUAUGGCUCGUUGGACCCCCACACCGUGGAUCUGGCACUCCAGAAGUUACGGGAUGCCGAAGCAAACUGUGAAGCCUCUGCCGAAGACACAAAGAUGCAAGAUCUUGACAUGUCUGAUGCGUUCAGUGAGACUAUUCCGUCUCCUGAGCCAGUGAGGCGCAUUACUCCCACCAAGCAAGUCACGCUUGGCCGUUCAGGAGAGCAGAAGCGUAUUCAUAACGAGAAGCUUGCAGCACAUCGCCAGCAAGAAACCACGCAACCCACUUCGCAUGAUUCGUCCAGCUCAGCUGAUGUGGAACUGGUCGACAUACGAUUUCCUUGUCACUUUCGGUUUCUGCCAUUCGAACUUCAGUGGGAGCUGCAGCGGCUUCUGCAACCCAGCAAGAUCGCAAUAGAAACCUUAGAAAGCGAAUGGGUGCACCACAGUCUGGCAUCGCUGUACGAGUUUCUGAUAGGACGUGAGAUACACUUCACAAAGCCGGAACAGCAAACAGGCCUCAAGGACUACGAGGUUCUGACAAGGAACGCGAGGCUUGAAUGGGUUGGCGCAAGAACGCUGCCGGCUCUUAAGAUCACGGUUCAGAUUGAACGACGAGAUACUGCUUGCAGUCUCCAGAGGUACCUCGGCGCGGACAGGGUGCUGUAUGUGGAGCUGCCAGAUCUGGCCAGACCGCCUCAUCAUGUGCCGGGAGUUGACAUACAGGCUCGUUUCAGAGACUGGCUCGACAAGCCUCAUGAGUUCCUCGGGAGAACAUGGUAUCCCUUCUUCCUGCAGCCGAACAAAAAGAAGUCGGCCUUCGAAGGUCGAGCUUCAGCAAGUAUGAACCGUCUGAUCAUGGUCUGUCCAAAGGACGGCAUGUCAAUCGGCGAUCUGAUGGAAUGGGCUCUGCCUUUCCGCACGAACUGUCAACAAGCUGCGCGUAAAGCAUUCAUGCGAUUGGAACUACUGCUAUCGAGGACGAUUGUAGCAGUCGUGCUCAAGCCAUCGGACUUUGCUUAUGGCGUUCCAGAUCAAGGCCCGACCCGCCACAAGGCAGAUCGGACGUUCGAGGAUCCAAAGUUAGCACGUCAGUUCUGUGAGAGGUACGACCCGAAAAUGGUCAUGAAUGAUGGAUGUUCUGGACUGCAUCCGUGGAUCGCGCACCAGUACAUGAGGAAAGCGGGUCUGGAGAGUGUGCCAGCUGGACUACAGAUGCGGACUGCGGGAGCGAAAGGCCUUUGGUAUCUCGACGAUGAAGAGUACACUGGUUAUGGCACGAAGCCCGCGGGACCGCUCAUCAAACUGUCGCAAAGUCAGCUCAAAGUCUUUAGGGAUAGCCUCGAGGAGUGCGAUGACGAGGUGUUGUCGGUCUGUGUCGUCAAUCCAAAUUCUGGUGCACGACCUUCGAUCCUACAUCAAGCUUUUCUCCCAAUCUUGUGUGACAGAGGUGUGCCCAAGGAGGCGAUCCGCGAGGUCGUUCAGACACAAGUGCAAACCGAAGUGAACGAGUUCUUGACUGCACUGGAGGCCCCAGGCCCAAUGCCGAUUCGGCGAUGGCUCGCCUCGCACAACGAGUUCUUUGAGGCACGAACACGCGAGACUGGUAUCAAAAACUUUGCCAGCGGGUUCCCAGAGUCUUUCGAGGAGCGAAUUAUCGCAAUGCUGGAGAACGGCUUUGAUCCCAAGAGCUGCAAGUACCUGGCCCGCCAGAUCCAAGUCAUGGCCAACUCAUACUUCGACCUGAAGAAAACAAAGUUCAAGGUGGUGCUCAACAAGUCUACCACGCUCAAAGGCAUGGCCGAUCCGUAUGGAUGCCUCGAGCCUGGUGAAGUAUGCGUUAUCUUCGGCUCGCCCUUCACCGACCCGUCGACUGGAGAGUCUUGGUGGUAUCUAGAUAAGAUCGAGGUUUUGGUGUGUCGAAACCCAGCUCUGGCACCUUGGGACAUACAACGCGUCAGGGUGGUGUUUAAUCCGCGUUUGGCAAGAUUCAAGAACUUCAUCAUCUUCUCCUCGAAGGGAAUGCGACCUCUUGCCAGCAUGCUCCAAGGAGGUGACUACGACGGAGAUGCAUUCUGGUUCACCUGGGACUCCAAGCUGGUGAGCCCGUUUAAGAAUGCGCCCGCACCAUGGACACCCCCUCCUCCAGAGAACUUUGGAAUUCGCAAGGACAAACGUUUGCUGGAAGAUCUUGUUCGAGAUUCGCGCUCAGAGAGCCAAUGGUGCAGCUUCCUUGGGUCGAUGUGCUGUACGAGGAUGUCAGCUAAGAUGCUUGGCAUAGUGACACUGUUCUACGAGCGCUUCAUAUAUGCACGGGGCACGAUUGACGAAGUUGCAGCAAACGAACUCGUGUUCCUCCACGAUUACCUUGUUGAUGCCGAUAAGCAGGGCUACGACUAUACGCCGGCAGACUUCGAUGCUUUCCAGAAGUCACGGAACCUGUCGUCAGAUAUGCCGAAGCCUGCCUAUUGGGAGUACACGAGGCCCGAAGAUGAGACGAAGGUCAAAAAUCCUGCCCAUUAUCGUGUCAACAAGACAAAGGUUACCAACAACAUUAUAGACUUCGUCUAUUUCCAGGUGGUCGACCCAAUCGUCAAGGAUGGCAUGAUCCGUGCCAGUCACAUCCUCGAACCAGCUGGUGCCUACGACGACGACCUCAGCAAGUUCUACAAGCAGACCAUAGAGGCAUCCACCAAAGGGUCUGACAUGCUACAAGAACUGUUGAAGCUCAAGGACAACUUGUUGCGGGUGAAACAGGAAUGGGGCGCAGCAAACGCAGCUGGUCCAUUCCCAGAGGCCGUUGCCAGGACACGAGCUGUGUAUGACAGCAUACAGCCUCUCGACCCACAGAGUGUGUUCGCUGUUGAGUGGCUGAGACGACAGGGCAAAGGCUACACUACGUGGGAGAAGCUAAAGGCUUCCUGUCUUGCGCGCUGGCCAGAGUUUUAUGGUGGCGAGAAGGCAGGCUCAUUCAUAUUCUCCAUUGCAGGGAGGGAGCUAUGUCACCUGAAACUCAACGAGCUGGACGAAGAUACUCGAUCGAUGCUCCUGUCGCAGUAUCUUGUUCUGAAGCCGAGGAAAAUGAGGAAGGCUGCCAGUAACGCGGAUGACUUUGAUGACGACGCUGGCCACGAUGACGGACUUGAGGAUGUAGAGUAUUACUGA